ACCAUACUCCUCCUCGUCGUGCUGUGCACCCACUGCACGCACUGCAGCCAUGGUGCCUGCUGCUCGGGAGCUACAAGAGACCUCCUCGUCGUCGUCGUGGACGUCGUCCUACACGACCAGCUCCACGUCCAUGUCAUGCUCGUCCACCGUCACAGACUCGUCGUCCUGCCCUUCCUCGCCGGCGAGAGCCGUCAAUGCCGCGGCGCCGGCGCCGCGCAAGCGGCAGCUGGAGGAGGAGGAGGAGAGGGAGGAGGAGGAGAUGACGAUGGAGACGGAGGAGGGGAAGACUACGACGACGAAGACGAAGAAGCAGAGGAAGCGGAGCAGCGACGGGAAGCACCCGGUGUACCGCGGCGUGCGGAUGCGGGCGUGGGGCAAGUGGGUGUCGGAGAUCCGCGAGCCGCGCAAGAAGUCGCGCAUCUGGCUGGGCACGUUCCCCACCGCCGAGAUGGCGGCCCGCGCGCACGACGUCGCCGCGCUCGCCAUCAAGGGCGCCCGCGCCGCGCACCUCAACUUCCCGGAGCUCGCCGACGUGCUCCCGCGCGCCGCCUCGCCGGCGCCCAAGGACGUGCAGGCCGCCGCCGCAUUGGCCGCCGCGUUCACGGCCUCGCCAUCUUCGUCCGCCGAUCAGUCGCAGGAGGAGGGCGUCGUCCAAGAAGAGAAGAACGACGCCGGCGCCGCCGCUGAGCCGGAGUCUGCUGCUGCCACGCCAACGAGCGGGGAUGAGGCGAAGGCGGAGGCGGAGCUGCAGCUGUUCGACCUGCCGGACCUGCUCCUCGACAUCCGGGAUGGGUUCGGGUUCUCGGCCACCAUGUGGGUUCCGCUCCCCGACGUGGAGGAGGUCAAUGCGGAGCUCCGGCUCGAGGAGCCACUCCUUUGGGAGUAG
This is a messenger RNA of Lolium rigidum, 886 nucleotides long. Its product is annotated as ethylene-responsive transcription factor ERF039-like. The transcript has a single exon. Gene Ontology annotation, molecular function: DNA-binding transcription factor activity; DNA binding. The record is from RefSeq and is a predicted model, not a curated record. Bases 50 to 886 code for a protein of 278 amino acids. NCBI's taxonomy places the organism in Eukaryota, Viridiplantae, Streptophyta, Magnoliopsida, Poales, Poaceae. Gene Ontology annotation, biological process: regulation of DNA-templated transcription.